UUUUCAGGAGCUACGGUCCUCCCUUCCUCUCUAGUCCCGCAACAAUGCUUCGUACGAUAUCGCGACGACUGCCGCGCCAACGUCCCAUCGCAACACCGAUCGCGCGUCUCCCCCUGCGGUCAUUCGCGUGCGGCUGUCCUCGGAUGGCACUCCCCCCCGGUUGAACCGCCAGUGUCCACACCAUUGCCCUCCGACGCAUACCAGCUGCUAUCAACCAAGGAAAAGGCAGGUGCAGCUGAAGAUGCAUUGUACGAGCAACAAAUCCGUGAUGUCGAGGCCUGGUGGAGUACCCCUAGAUAUGAGGGGAUCAAGCGGCCAUACUCGGCAGCAGAUGUUGUGAGCAAGCGAGGAAGCCUGCAGCAGACAUAUCCAAGCUCCCUCAUGGCACGAAAGCUUUUCAAUCUGCUUAAUGAGAGAGCGGCUGCUGGCGAACCCGUUCACACUAUGGGCGCAAUUGACCCUGUCCAGAUGACCCAGCAGGCGCCAAAUCAGGAAGUCCUCUACAUCUCUGGUUGGGCUUGCUCAUCUCUUCUCACCUCUACGAACGAAGUCUCACCGGACUUUGGUGACUACCCUUACAACACCGUGCCCAACCAAGUCCAGCGUCUGUUCAAGGCGCAGUCCAUGCACGACCGCAAGCAAUGGGAUGCUAGGAGGAAACUUUCUCCAGAGCAGCGCGAAUCUACACCAUAUGUUGACUAUCUACGACCAAUCAUUGCGGAUGGAGACACUGGCCACGGAGGCCUGUCCGCUGUCUUGAAAUUGGCAAAACUUUUUGCGGAAAAUGGUGCGGCGGCAGUCCAUUUUGAGGAUCAGCUACACGGUGGAAAGAAGUGUGGUCAUUUGGCGGGCAAAGUGCUUGUACCUAUAGGCGAGCAUAUUAACCGCCUCACUGCUGCUCGAUUCCAGUGGGAUAUGAUGGGCUGUGAGAACUUGGUCAUUGCGCGAACCGACUCAGAGAGCGGACGAUUGAUCAGCAGUGCAAUUGACGCCAUGGAACGCGAUGGUGCAUCUCCCGCUGAGAUCGAUGCCUUUGAGCUUUCCUGGGUGAAAAAGCACACUCUGGUCACUUUUGAUGAAGCCGUUGACGCCCACCUCAAGGCCGAGGGUGCUUCACAAUCUACCCGUGAUGCCUACAAGUCAGAGGUCCAGCAGAACCCUGAUCUUUCUUUCUCUCGGCGCAGGGUCGUCGCCAGCAAAUAUACCCAAAGCCCGGUAGUCUGGUCCUGUGAUAUCCCACGUACGCGUGAAGGGUUCUAUCAUUACAAGGCAGGCUUCCCGGCGGCAACUAAGCGAGCUAGGGAGUUCGCACCAUAUGCUGACCUGCUUUGGGUGGAAACGGGCGACCCUAAUGUCCAAAAGGCAGGCGAACUUGCCGCCGAGGUCCGCGCACAGUUCCCGGGGAAGAAGUUGGUGUACAACCUCAGUCCGUCAUUCAAUUGGAUGGGACAGGGCUUUGACGAAGCAUCACUAAAGUCGUUCAUUUGGGACCUCGCCAAGCAUGGAUUCGUCUUGCAACUCAUCUCUCUUGCAGGUCUGCACAGUGGUGCUACUAUUACCACUGAACUAUCCCGAGCCUUCAAGGAUGAAGGCAUGCUUGCCUACGUCCGCCUUAUCCAGGCGCGCGAGAAGGAGAUGGGCGUGGACGUUCUAACGCAUCAGAAAUGGAGCGGUGCUCCAUACAUAGAUGGGAUUCUGGGAGCCAUUCAGAGCGGUAGCAGCAGUAGCAAGAGUAUGGGUGAGGGGAACACAGAAAAGGGUGAGUAG
Penicillium chermesinum is the source of this 1767-nucleotide messenger RNA. Its product is annotated as methylisocitrate lyase ICL2. Lineage: Eukaryota; Fungi; Ascomycota; Eurotiomycetes; Eurotiales; Aspergillaceae. Gene Ontology annotation, cellular component: mitochondrial matrix. The annotation marks the transcript as partial. The transcript is spliced from 6 exons. Gene Ontology annotation, molecular function: methylisocitrate lyase activity; isocitrate lyase activity. The record is from RefSeq and is a predicted model, not a curated record.